This is a messenger RNA of Mercenaria mercenaria, 803 nucleotides long. RefSeq names its product sarcoplasmic calcium-binding protein-like. The coding region runs from base 142 to 681 and encodes 179 amino acids. The record is from RefSeq and is a predicted model, not a curated record. The transcript is spliced from 3 exons. NCBI's taxonomy places the organism in Eukaryota, Metazoa, Mollusca, Bivalvia, Venerida, Veneridae. Gene Ontology annotation, molecular function: calcium ion binding.
AGGACAUGUUUGUGUAUGAAAAGUGGGUCGACCAAUGUCUUUUAAGACGUGAUAAGAUUGAUAAUUUUCUAGUUAAUGCAUACUGAAUCCAGUCAACUAAAAUACAUCUUGGAAUAGGUUUUAUCUCCAGCUCAGAUAACUAUGGCGAAUGACUACCUGGUCUCAAAGUGGAAGAAAUGGUUUGGUUUGUUCGAUAAUAACAAAGAUGGUAAGGUGUGUUAUGCUGAUAUGGAACUAGCCAGGGACAAAUUUUUAAAGCUGCACCAUUUGGAAGGCGAAGACAAAAAGAAUGCUAAUGACAAGUUUACCAAAUGGUGGUGCAAAUAUGUCAUGUGGGAAAAGCCAGAAAUAACUGUAGAGGAAUUCGUAGAAUGUCAAAAUACGGCUUUCAAAGCUGAUAAGGACAAAUUCGUAGAAAGAAUUAAGACUUGCCAAGAUGAAAUAGGGGAUUUCGUUGGCACUGCGCACGACGGUUUUAUAUCGGAAAAAGAAAUUGUUAUAAUAUUCAAAGCUGAAGGCCACGAUGAUGAAGCGCUCGACAAAAAGUUUUUUGCGCAUUUUUCUCCUGUCGGCGGGAAAGUGCCACUAAAUACGAUGAUUGGUUACUGGAUCCAUUUUCUUACGAGUGAGGACAUUUCCCUGCCGGAUCCAGUUCAGAGAGCUUUUGAGGAUGGCAUAUAAACAAGUUAAACGCUGCUUUUGUCCAAUAACGUUCAAAUAUUUAUGGAAAAGCAGAUUAAUGUAAACAUAUUAGAAGAUGGAUUUUCUUAUGGCUUUUUAAAUUGGUAAAUGUACAUAAAGUA